GACGCAGUCGCAGAGCUCAUUUCAACCUGCAGCGGCGCAGCGGCUGAUCACCAAAACCCGCAGAACAAAAGAGGAGAAAGCGGAGCGGAGCGGCCGUCCUCACACCGGAAACACGCGCAGCUAUAUACACGCAGGUAAACACGCGCAGACGUGAUGGAGAAAUCGAGCAGCCAGUAUGACUCCUUCCUGUUCUGGAGGCAGCCAAUCCCGGCUCUCGACCUAUCUGAGCUGGAGGACCUGGGUUUGAUAGACGGUGAGGCGGCCAACAGCGGGAAGGGAAGGGAGAAGAAGACGCUGGAGGUGUGGAGCUGUGAUGAAGAGAGGGAGCUGUCAGAGUUCUCCUCCUUUAAUUACUGGAGAGCUCCGAUUGCCGCUGUGGACGCCCUGCUCGCUGACCUGCUGCUGUGAAGCCAGCUAACCUCUGACCUCAGACCACACUGAAGCAAAGAUGCAGGGUCUGCAGGACAGCACGUUAGGUGCACCACACUUCCAGUUUUCUUCCUGGGUGGAAACAGGAAGUGUGGUGCACUUUGAACCCUUUGAUUAUCGUUUGGUAAAAUAAAUUUGACUUGUGAUGGAGCAGCUGAUGUUUGAAGAACUGCGUCACCCUCACAGGUGAGGUUCACCUGCAGAACUGAAGGAGAUGAUGUGACAUGUGUGACAAGGCCUUUUAAUUUUCCGGUUUUUGAACAGACGCCUGUGAAGAUCACUUUGUUCUGUUUUGUCUGUGCCUUUUUUCUUUUGUUACAGCUGUUCAGGUUAACCUCACAGUCUGCCCUGUUUAUUAUUUAUUUAUUUAUUUGUGUAGCUGUAAUCAAACCUCGCACUCCUGCCAACAACAAUAAAAAAGUCUCAGUUACUCGUAA
Messenger RNA from Neolamprologus brichardi, 866 nucleotides. It is a transcript of the gene mllt11, whose product is annotated as MLLT11 transcription factor 7 cofactor. Gene Ontology annotation, biological process: positive regulation of mitochondrial depolarization; positive regulation of DNA-templated transcription; positive regulation of release of cytochrome c from mitochondria. Lineage: Eukaryota; Metazoa; Chordata; Actinopteri; Cichliformes; Cichlidae. Gene Ontology annotation, cellular component: nucleoplasm; cytosol. The record is from RefSeq and is a predicted model, not a curated record.